AUGAAAACAACAACAACAACCCAUUCAACGCCUGCCUUUCUCAGAUCGAAUGCACGUUCCAAUUCGUCCUUAUCAUCGAAAACAUCCUUGUCUGGAUCGCCACGAUCGCCUCAAAAUAAUUCGAACAUGUUUUUGACAACUCCCAAAACGAAUUCGAGACAUUCGACGCGUUCAGUUUCGUCGUCUUCAAGGUCCAUGACUUGUUCUUCGGAGAUGUCCUCUCCUCCUUCUCCUCCUCCGACAAUUACAUUGACUAUUACUCCCAGUAGUAGUAGUGGUCCACAAGAUUCAUCAUCCAACUCCUCCUCAUCGAUUAAUUCAAAAAAAGAUAAGAAAAUUGAACAGCUGACAGCACUUCGAGAGAUGAGAAGUAAAUCCACCAAUGAGCUGACCUCACAAUUGGAUCUCGUCAAGAAUAUGGUUCGAAUUAAGGAAAAGAAAGGAGGACGAGUGAGUGUGAGUUUCAACUUUGAUGAUGACCAACCCUCUCCGACUUUACAAAAACUUUACAAAAAACAAGACAAGACAUUUAAUUUAACAAACAUUUAUUCCCCUCCACAAGAUGAGGAAGACAAUGAAGAAGACAAUGGUGAAAUCCAUCAUGAAUCUUCUGAGGAUCUUGUACAAGUUCUCGAAUCCAUUUGCAUUGGUGAAGAAAUCUUGGAUGCUCAUCAUGAUACCAAUUCUGGUCGUCAUCGAAACACCACAACAACAAAUUCAACAACAAGUUGUUGUUAUUAUUCGAAUCCAUACGACGAAGAUGAAGACGAGGAUUCUUCCUCAGACGAUGAAGAAGGUCAUUCUCUUGAAUGGAAUGAAUCAAGUUCUCAUCAACGUCGAAAACACAUGACCUUAACUCCAACAAGAACCACAAAACGAAAAUAUGCCUAUUAUUGUUGA
This is a messenger RNA of Naegleria fowleri, 900 nucleotides long. RefSeq lists its product as uncharacterized. The coding region runs from base 1 to 900 and encodes 299 amino acids. Lineage: Eukaryota; Heterolobosea; Eutetramitea; Acrasida; Naegleriidae. The transcript has a single exon. The record is from RefSeq and is a predicted model, not a curated record.